GUCAAGUCGUUCCUUUCUUCCUUGCUCAUUAAAUAAUUGGCGUAAAACAUUAUGUGCAGUAUCUAUGAACCCUGUUAAUUGAAUUGAAACGGUUGUCGUUCAUGAGGAACUCCCUAUGCAACUGUGUAGAAAUGACGAGUGAAAUUAAUUCAACAAUUAGUCAUUGGUCAAUUUUUCAAUAGAGGAGCAUCUAUGUAAAGGAAACGUGCGGUAUUAUACUGGUUUGAUAUAAUUCACUUUUAACGUUAAGAUACAUUCCCUGAAUGCAGAUCGUGACGUCAAAGUUAAUUAUGACGUCAUAUCGUAUGAAGUACAGACAAGUGACUUUCUACAUAUCGCUGUAAAAUCCAUCGGGAAGCCUUAAGACAUGUGCAUGCCCGCGCAUCAAUUCAAUGCACAUAGCUAGAGUUUAUAGCGGGAAACUUUAAGAUGUUAGGAUGAACGAAGGGGACGAAUUCAGUUCAUUUCAGGAAUUUCAGGACAAAUUAUUACAAUGGUCUACAGCUACAAAUACGGUUUGGGUAAAAAGUCACAGCAAAACCGUAGAGACUGCCAACAAGAAACUUUCAUCUAAAUCAAAAACAUUUGACCAGAAAUUCAAGUUUAGAAACGUGUUGUACAGGUGUAAACAUGGAGGUGCACCGAGACAAACUGGAAGAGGACUACGGCCAAAUCAAAGUUCCUUUAAACAAGAUUGCCAAGCAAGACUUUUUCUCACUGUUAACAAAGAGAAGACAAAGCUUGUUGUUCAAACUCUGGUCACUGCUCACAAUCAUGAGACUAGCAACAAUGCAUUUAAGCAUUACCCAGAACAACGGCGGUUAAGUGAAGCAAAGAAAAAAGAAGUGGAAACAAUGCUUGAGCUUGGUGUAAAAGUCAAAUACCUGAAAGAACAUAUUGAAGCACAACAACACCAAGUCAUCACCCUUAAAGAUCUCCACAAUGUACACCAAAAAGCAAAAAGAGAAAGAAAUGGAGACAAGACUGAAGAAGAAUUAUUGAUGGAUGAACUAAAGAAGCUUUGUGAAGAUGACCCUGAGGCUGUCAUUUCAGUUCAAGCAAAUAAUGAAGGAGUAUUGGAGUUUCUUCUUCUGGUCACUGGUGACAUGAAGCAAACAUUUGCCAUGUUCCCUGAGGUGCUAAUGAUUGACUCUACUUACUGUACAAACAGGCUGAGAAUGCCAUUAUUUUCCCUUCUGGUAGAAGACGGAAAUGGAACUGGGCAAACUGUAGGGUAUGCUUUUAUCACCCAUGAAACAGAACACACCCUCUCAGCUGUCAUGACAGAGAUUUCAAGAAUACACAAAUUAGAAAAAGUAAAAGUUGUAGUAUUAGACAAAGACAUGAAGGAAAUUGCAGCUGUCAGAAAAGUUAUUCCAGGGGCAGAAAUUCAACUUUGUAAAUUCCAUGUCAUUCAAGCUGUAGAUAGAUUUAUUCAAAAAUUAUCAAAACCACAAGAGGAAAAAAAUGAUCUUAAGAAAUCUUUUCAGUCACUUGUGUUUUCGAAAUCAAAAUCAGCUUUUGAAAGAGCAUUAUGUCACCUGGCAGCAACAGCCCCUGAUAGUUUCAUGGCCUAUUACAACAAAAACUGGGGAAAGCCACAUCAGAUAAAACAUUGGGCAUUCUAUAAAACAAUCCAACAAAUUAAUCUGGGAAACACAACAAAUAAUAGGAUGGAGUCACAUAACCAGAAAAUCAAAGAUAUCCUGAAAAGAAAUAUGACACUAACAGAGGCAGUAAAGAGCAUCUUACUACUGCACAGGGGAAAAGUAAACGAAAUGACUCACAGAGAAUUCAACCAUACAUUUAAAACUGCAUACCGCCUAGGAGAUGAUGAUGUUGUAAAAGAUGACAUUGUUAAAAACAUAACACCAUAUGCAGCAGGCAUCCUUAUUGCAGAACUAGAGAAAGCCCGUUUCAGCACAUUAAAGAACAAUAAAAUGUGCAGUUGUUCUCUUAAGAAGACCAUGCUUUUGCCAUGUAGACAUGUUUUUGCCAGAAGGAUAGAGCAGGGAGAAAAUAUAUUCAAUAUUGAUGAUGUUGCAGAGAGGUGGCACCUAUCAUACCAGAAAAAAAUAUGGACAAGUAGGAGACACAAAAGGACAAAUACAGAAACACCAGAAAGCAGUCAACAUCUGCGAAAAAAAUUUAAGAAAAAUCCAUUAUCAAAAACCCAAAAAUUCAAGGAAAUGAUGGUAUUAUGCAAGGCUAUUGCAGAUUAUGCAUCUACUUUGGGUACAAAAGAGUUCAAUGAAAAAAUGGAUACUCUUGCUACGAUGUAUGAUGCAUGGCUCAGUGGGGAAAAAGUCAUUUUUAAAGCAGAAGAAGCUGAUGAACCUUAUCCCUGUGUGACACCAGAGACACCAAUCAUCUCAGCUCCAUCUCCAUCCAAAAUUAACAACAUGGUGCCCUCACCUAAAACCAGUGAAAGCGUUGAAGACUUGCCUUCUUCCCCAUGUUCGCUGCCACCAUUAUCACCUGAAUCUCCACCAUUACCGUCCGAAAAUAACAACAUGGUGCCCUCACCUCAAACCAAUGAAAGCGUUGAAGACUUGCCUUCUUCCCCAUGUUCGCUGCCACCAUUAUCACCUGAAUCUCCACCAUUACCGUCCAAAAAUAACAACAUGGUGCCCUCACCUCAAACCAAUGAAAGCGUUGAAGACUUGCCUUCUUCCCCAUGUUCGCUGCCACCAUUAUCACCAGAAUCUUCACCAUUGCUGUCCAAAAAUAACAACAUGGUGCCCUCACUUCAAACCAAUGAAAGCGUUGAAGACUUGCCUUCUUCCCCAUGUUCACUGCCUUCAUUAUCACCUGAAUCUUCACUCAGUAAUGACAACAUGGUGCCUUCACCUUGUACUAGUGAAUCCUUUCAAGACUGGCCUUCCUCACUAGCCUCAUUACAAUCUUUAUCUCCAACUCCACUUCAAGACAAUCCAAGAGAAUUAACACCAAUGCCUUCUUCUCCGUUUUCUUUUGAAUCGAACACUCCAGAAAAAAGCACAACUCCUGUGCCUUCCCCAGCAGGAUUCAAAAAAGAUAAAUCAAGAACAUCCACCUGCAGUACAGGCAGAGCAACCAAAAUUCUUAAAGACUUGAAGACUAUAAAGUUACCAAAAACUCCUCCAGUUAGAGGAAAUGUAAGGCUUCAGAAAGGAAAAGAAAAUGUUUUCCAAUCAAGAAAAAGAUUGCUGGAAAAAAAACGGUUGAACAAAAAGGAAACAAAUAAUGAAAGCAGGCAUAGUAAAACCAAUACCAGUAGGAGUGAUGAAAUAGACAUGAUUGGAGACCCUAAGGAGAUGCUUACUGAUGUCCACAUAAAUGCAGCACAAAAAUUACUAACACAACAAUUUCCAAAGAUGCAUGGACUACAGGACACCAUUCUUGGAAGCAAACUGCAGUUUGCGAUUGAAACUGGAGAUUUCAUACAAAUUCUACAUGAUGGUGCCCUGCAUUGGUUGACAAUAUCAAACCUGUUUUGUAAUGAUAACUGUGUUGACAUCUUCGACUCCCUGUAUACAUCAGUCUCCAUGGACGUUAAAAUGCAAGCUGCAUGCAUUAUGAUGAUCCAAGAGCAGACCAUGGGUAUAAAUGUCAUCAAUUGCAAGCGACAAAAAGGAGGAUAUGAUUGUGGAUUAUUUUCAAUUGCAUAUGCAACAGAUCUUUGUUUUGGAAAUGACCCAUCAAUGAAAACUUACACCCAGAAAAGUAUGAGAAGUCAUUUGCUCUCAUGUUUGGCAGAAAACCAAAUGUGCCCUUUUCCAUCAGAAGAAAGGAAUAUGCAGAAAAGGGUGACAAAGUCCUUUAAGAUUCCACUUUUCUGCAUUUGCAGAUUACCAGACAAUAGGGAAGAAAAAAUGGGGAAAUGUGAGGAAUGUAAGGAGUGGUUUCACAAGUCGUGCCUUUCAAUUCCAAAGAAGGUGUUUGAAGAAGUGAAUUCGAAAUGGUACUGUACUAAAUGUAAAAAAAAAUGACCACGCAAAUUUAUCCACCUCAAAUUGACUUCUGAUGCAGUUUUGAUGAUCUAUUCUUACUAUUUUGACAGUCAUAUAUUUCAUCUAUGAAUCAUUUCUUAUUCAGUUUAGAAAAAUUGUAAUUUGAUCUGGACAUCGUGUCUGUGUAUUUCAUUACUAU
Molecule: messenger RNA, 4131 nt
Organism: Magallana angulata
Lineage: Eukaryota; Metazoa; Mollusca; Bivalvia; Ostreida; Ostreidae
Exons: 4
Coding region: 438-3971 (1177 amino acids)
Molecular function (GO): zinc ion binding
Source: RefSeq, a predicted model, not a curated record